CCAGUGAGUCAGAGGGAGAGGAGGAGCAUGGGAAGAAAUUUAAGAUCAAGAUCAAGCCGUUGACAGCAAACAGUGGAAACUGCACAGUGUCUACUAUGGAUGAGCUGAAGGCCUCAGUGGGGAUGCUGGCUAUCUCUCCUUCUCCUCUGGUUAGUCUCGCAAGGCGAAGUCCAUGCCCGAUGAAGCGAAAUCUAUCAAAUGAGGAGAUUGCCAGACCACGACGAUCUACUCCAACACCCACGACUACUCCAGGACCUGGUUCAGACCCGCCCAGGGAAAACACAAGAGCGUUCUUCGGCCCACCAUUUGAGACCAGUUUUGAAGCACACGACUCAGAAGUGUUCCUGGUUGAGCCGGAGCUCAGGUGUCAGUCCACUUCUCUCUCCACCUGUGUUCUCAGCAGAUCUCUGCCCACUGGAGCUCCGCCUCCACUUCCUCCAAAGAACAUUCCUGUCACCCCACCUGGACGCAGUUUUAGCUCUGUAGAGUCCUCCGGUUAUUAUAGUGUGGUUCCUAGCAUCAGAGGAGAUGGAUCAGCUUCAGUCUGUCAGGAUACCCCAUUAUCUGACCCAUCCGGAGGGGCAUCUAUGCCUGACUUGGACAAUGUUUUUGGGCCUGUUGAGACCCCCAGGUCUGGAUCAGAUUUGGUGCAGUGGAGCUGGGUGAGCUUCAGCGAAGGCUCUCCCGCCCGACCUCCUCCCCCAGAUGAACCCGCCCCUUCUCCACCUCUGUCCUCUUCCUCCGCGGACUCACCCCCGUCCUCGCCCCUCAACCUGCCCCCUCCCCCACUCCACUCCAACCCGCCUCCAGAUUCACCUCCACCACCGCCUCCCUCAGACUCUCCUCUAAGUCCUCCAGACCUCCCCCACUGCUUUCAGCUCCCAGAGUCCGAGCUUGCCCAAGAGUCCCCCACCAGCCCUGGACUGCCCUUCCUGCCAGCAGACCACCCACCACAUGGAGCCAUACCUUCCCCCCUUGCCUUAAGAGACGACAGCAGGAGAACCCCUGACCUGGUGGGCAUGAGGGAUGAGAUUUCAGUGUUUGGCACAUCACCCAAAGACCUUGCAGCAGGAAGCUUCAGAGGAACCCCACCUCCACUGCCACCGCCUACUUACAGGAGUGUGGUGGGCUCCCCAGGGCCCGGCAGUGGGCCGUCCUCUCCUGCACGUGCCGGCACUCCCAUGUCUGCUGGCAGUCCAGUCCCACCUCUACCACCAAGACCAUCAUCACGACCUAAACUACCACCUGGAAGACCAAACCUAGCAGAUCUGGCCCGACCCUUCAGCCCCCCCAUCCACUCGUGGAGCCCUCCACCCUUUGCUCCUCUGGCCAGAGCUGAGAGCACCUCCUCCAUCUCCUCCAUCACCUCUCUGAGCGCAGCCUCUACACCUACACUAGGCCGUGAGCUCAACCUCUCUGUGUCAGUGUGUUCCAGAGGUCCAAGUCCUCUCACAAUGGGACCCCAGGACACUCUACCAGUUGCAGCUGCCUUCACAGAGACCAUCAGUGCUUACUUUAAAGGAGCAGAUCCCACUAAGUGUUUGGUGAAGAUCGCUGGUGAGAUGGUGCUGUCUUUCCCAGCAGGGAUCACCAGACAUUUCUCCACCCAUUCCAGUCCACCGGUGCUAACCUUCACCAUCAGCCAGUACAGUCGACUGGAGCAGGUCCUUCCCAAUCCACAGCUUCUGUGCUGCGACACCACACCACCUAUAGAUGAUUCAAAGGAGUUCUGGGUCAGUAUGUCAAACUUGUUGAGUCACCUGAAGAAAGUGGCUGAGCAGAGGCCACAGGCCACGUAUUACAACGUAGACAUGCUGAAGUACCAGGUGUCCACUCAAGGCAUCCAGUCCACUCCGCUGAAUCUCGCGGUGAGCUGGCGUGGUGAUGCCAGCAGCACAGAUCUCAGGAUAGACUAUAAAUACAACACAGAGGCCAUGCCCACACCCACACCUCUCACCAAUAUCCUCUUCAUGGCAGCUGUGGACGGCGGCGUGAACAAACUGCAGGCUAUGCUCCCACCUGCCACCUGGAACCCAGAGACGCAGAAAAUAACGUGGAAGAUUCCAGAGCUCUCACAGAAGUCUGAAAAUGGAGGGGUAGGCGCUCUUCUGGCUCGCUUCCAGUUAGCCGAGGGUCCCAGCAGACCUUCUCAGCUGGCAGUGCAGUUCACCAGUGAGGGCAGCACUCUGUCUGGCUGUGAUUUUCAACUCGUAGGUUCAGGCUACAGACUCUCCCUGGUUAAAAAAAGGUUUUCUGCAGGUAAAUAUCUGGCAGACAACUGACCCAGCCACAGUGAUGUAGGAUGGACUGUGAAUGGGAUGUUAGAAUGCUCUUUUGGCACUACAAAGACUUUUGAAAAUGUUUUUAUUGAAAUACAGCACUCAAAAUCUCACCUAUAAUGUCUGGUGUAGAAUAUCAUGUGUUCUGUGGGUGUGUGUAUGUGAAUAUUAGUAAAUAUUUUGUGUGUAUAUGAUAAAACUUCAGGACAAAUGCAAUACAUGGACUUCUUUCGCUGGGUUCUUGCAGAAGGCAAAGUUUCCUUUUUUAUUAUUGCACAUUCUCUCUCUGCCCCAAACCAAACACACCUAGUGGCAUUACAAUUAAAUGAUACCAGGGUUCACAUAUGGAAUAAACCUGUCAGCAGUGUUUGAUUUUCUUUUAAUUAUGUUGACAGAUAAUAAACAAUACGAUUUAACUAACAUGAUUGUUAAUGUUGAUUUGAUGUUAUUGGUGAAUGCAUGUUAGAGUGCAUCACUUCUGUCUAGUUGGCCCAUAGCCCUUUGUUAAAUUAAGUGCUUAAACAUGGAUGUAAUUGAUAUUGAUAAUUCAUGCAAAAAGUGAUACCUAUCUUUUUAUUUUUUAAAUCAUUUAUUUAUGUAGACAUUUUAGGGAAAUAAAACUACAUUUUUGUUUUUGUCAGGGAUACAGAUUUCCUUAAAUCAAAAUAAAAUUAAGGAAUUGGUCAAAUAUUGGUGAAAUAUAAACAGUUCCCUUUCAGUCACGUUCAACAUUACUUCAGAAAGAGACUGACGAAUGGGGUCUAGCCGGAGAGCCCAAUCACCUUCGAGUGGUAACAAAAGGAGCCAAUGUUACACAGUGUACCUUGGUCUGCUGGAUUUGCAUCGCGAGCUCCACUGUGAUGGUAUGUAAAGAGCAGCGCAAGCAACUAGCAUUCAAGCUUUUUCUUCGGGGCCGAGCACAUCUCCUGCUGGUUUCACCAGAGUGCUUACAAAGCGAGUCAGCUGGUGUCGGUGUAAUGUCAUGAUUCAGUGGUUUGUCAAGAGCUUCCUGCCUUCAGCUCUGCCACUGAAAGAGCUUCUAAAAGAGUUUUGGGUUGUGUUUGCGUCUUUUUAAAGAUGUUAUUACUAGGGAUGUCCAGAUGCGAUCACGUGAUCGGAAAUUUCAAGUCAUCUCCAGCAGGUGAUAAAUAAAGUUUAUGAACAAUGCAGUGCUGAUUGACAUAGAAUUUAUUACAGUAUAGAAACUAUUCUGCCUUAUUAUGUGAUAAACAGUAUUUGUAGUAUAUAAACAAAUCAUUAUUAUUUGUUAUCGCCCAGCAGUUAUAGAUUUCUAAACAAAUUAAAAUGGAUUUGUUUUCACUCUAUUCUUUAUUAUUUUUUUAUGUAUUAUAGAAGUAUCGGAUCGGGACUCGGUAUCGGUAGAUACUCAAAAUCAAAUGACUCGGACUCGAGGGCAAAAAACCUGAUCGGGACAUCCCUAGCUAUUAUACCCAUGCUGGGUGUGGUCAACAUAUGGCUCCUCGUGACGGCCACGAUCGCUGUGUCACAUAUCUGGGCUGCUCUCCGGGCAACAAAGGUUACUGCGCGCUCCAUGGGUCAGGUGAUGUCCACUAUGGUGGUCCAGGAGCGCCACCUAUGGCUAAACCUGGCAGACAUGAGGGAGUCUGAUCGGACUCAGCUCCUCAACUCCCCGGUCUCUCAGGCUGGCCUCUUUGGCGACACGGUGGAGAAUUUUGCCCAGCAGUUCUCUGCCGCCCAGAAGCAGUGUGAGACCAUCAAGCAUAUUCUGCCUCAGUGGCCCACUGCUGCCUCCACACUGCCGUCGGCGCAGCCAACUCAGCCUGCUCAUCGCCGAGGGCGCCCCCUAUGGUCUCCUUCACUCCCGCCCGGCCACAACAGCAGCCUUCACCCCUGCCAUAGUGAGGAGAUGGACGCAGAAGGGCAGCACAGCCCGUCUCUGCCCCCAAACCUGCCAAUCGUCAGGCCAAGCGGCAUUCCUGAAAUGGGUGACCCGGAGUUGGGGAUUUCAGCUCAUCAGGAGAUGGUAGCAGGACCACUCCUUCCCCCGGAGGAGGGUCGUUGAAGAAUCCUGAUUUGGGAACAUUUCGGAGAUGCUCAGGUAGACCUGUUUGAAAAUCCCCACUGCCAGUUCUUUUACUCUCUGACCGAGGGCACUCUUGGCACAGACGCUCUGGCG
Molecule: messenger RNA, 4437 nt
Organism: Carassius carassius (crucian carp)
Lineage: Eukaryota; Metazoa; Chordata; Actinopteri; Cypriniformes; Cyprinidae
Product: SH3-containing GRB2-like protein 3-interacting protein 1
Exons: 18
Coding region: 96-2282 (728 amino acids)
Biological process (GO): regulation of endocytosis; plasma membrane tubulation; cytoskeleton organization
Cellular component (GO): plasma membrane; endosome; cytoplasm
Molecular function (GO): phospholipid binding
Source: RefSeq, a predicted model, not a curated record